Oryctolagus cuniculus (rabbit) is the source of this 2134-nucleotide messenger RNA. Lineage: Eukaryota; Metazoa; Chordata; Mammalia; Lagomorpha; Leporidae. The record is from RefSeq and is a predicted model, not a curated record.
CUGCCGGCCUCCGGGAUGUGUAACUGAAGUUCACUCAUGACUAGAGGUAAAUUUUUCCUGGAGUUCCCAGUGGGAGACGGUAGGCUUCUCUGCCCACAGUAAAGAUGUCCACUAAGCGUCGGGGGUUCUGGGUAAAUGGAGGGGACCACCGUGUUUGCCUCAGAGCCCUGCCUCAGAGUUGACUGCCGCUUUGUGGGGUUGGGAGAGUGGGCCGGCCUUCUCCAGUCGUGAACGGCGGAACGCUAGUGCCGCCCCCAAUACUGACCAAUCAGAACGAAGAAGAGCUGGGAACCAGAUAGCAAUUGGUUGAAGGAUUUGAGCCAAUCGGAGGAGCCGCGAUUUGGCGGGAGUCUUGACUGAAGGCGGGGCUCUCCGCAGCUCACCCGAGCUCAGGGUGCCCAGCGGCCGUGGCUAUGUUUGUGUCCGACUUUCGCAGGGAGUUCUAUGAGCUGGUCCAGAGCCAGAGGGUCCUUCUCUUCGUAGCCUCGGACGUGGACGCCCUGUGCGCUUGCAAGAUCCUCCAGGCCCUGUUCCAGUGCGAUCACGUGCAGUACACGCUGGUCCCGGUCUCUGGGUGGCAAGAACUCGAAACCGCGUUCCUUGAGCACAAAGAGCAGUUCCGUUAUUUUAUUCUCAUAAACUGCGGAGCUAACGUAGACCUGCUGGACAUCCUGCAGCCUGACGAGGACUCUGUGUUCUUCGUGUGCGACACCCACAGACCCGUGAACGUGGUGAAUGUGUACAACACCACCCAGAUCAAAUUACUCGUCAAACAAGAUGACGACCUGGAGGUUCCUGCCUACGACGAAAUCUUUUGCGAUGAAGAAGAGGACGAAGAGCAUUCGGGAAGUGGCAGUGAAGAUGAUGAUGGGUCAGAGCCUUCCGGGAAGCGCACACGGUUAGAGGAGGAGAUAUUGGAGCGGACCCUGAAGAGGAGGCAGCGGAGAGAAUGGGAGGCCCGGAGGAGAGACAUCCUCUUUGACUACGAGCAGUACGAGUAUCACGGGACUUCAUCGGCCAUGGUGAUGUUUGACCUGGCGUGGAUGAUGUCCAAGGACCUGAACGACAUGUUGUGGUGGGCCAUCGUGGGACUCACGGACCAGUGGGUGCAGGACAAGAUCACACAAAUGAAGUAUGUGACGGACGUCGGCGUCCUGCAGCGCCACGUGUCCCGGCACAACCACCGAAACGAAGACGAGGAGAACACCCUCUCUGUGGACUGCACGCGCAUCUCCUUCGAGUACGAUCUUCCUCUGAAGCAGGUGAAGCAGAAGUUUCAGUCCAUGGACGUCUCCUUGAAGGAGAACUUACGGGAAAUGAUCGAAGAGUCUGCCAAUAAAUUUGGGAUGAAGGAUAUGCGUGUGCAGACCUUCAGCAUCCAUUUUGGAUUCAAGCACAAGUUCCUGGCCAGCGACGUGGUCUUUGCCACCACGUCUCUGAUGGAGAACCCUGAGAGGGACGGCUCGGGCACGGAUCACUUCAUCCAGGCACUGGACAGUCUCUCCAGGAGUAACCUGGACAAACUGUACCAUGGCCUGGAACUGGCCAAGAAGCAGCUACGUGCCACCCAGCAGACCAUCGCCAGCUGCCUCUGCACCAACCUCGUCAUCUCCCAGGGACCCUUCCUCUACUGCUCGCUCAUGGAGGGCACUCCGGAUGUCAUGCUGUUCUCCAAGCCUGCGUCCCUGAGCCUGCUCAGCAGACACUUGCUCAAGUCCUUUGUGUGCUCGACAAAGAACCGGCGCUGCAAGCUGCUGCCCUUGGUGAUGGCCGCCCCCUUGAGCGUGGAGCACGGCACCGUGACUGUGGUGGGCAUCCCCCCAGAGACUGACGGCUCAGACAGGAAGAACUUUUUUGGGCGGGCGUUUGAGAAAGCAGCGGAAAGCACCAGCUCCCGGACGCUGCACAACCAUUUUGACCUCUCAGUAAUUGAGCUCAAAGCUGAGGACCGGAGCAAGUUCCUGGAUGCCCUCGUCUCCCUGCUGUCCUGAGAAAGUGACUUCUUCAGAGCUGAACUCCACUUCCUCCUCCUUAUUUAUAUGGACUGGCUUUAUUUAGAGUGUAAGUUAUGUACAGAGUUCGAGGAGCAGGGACACGGACUUUUUUUUUAAUGAAAUAAAAUACUUAUUUUUAG